Messenger RNA from Gongylonema pulchrum, 196 nucleotides. Lineage: Eukaryota; Metazoa; Nematoda; Chromadorea; Rhabditida; Gongylonematidae. The record is from the annotation of a GenBank genome assembly.
GUAUCUGCAAAGGAAGCAGUAAACGUAGAACAGGCAUUCAUUGAAAUAGCUCGUGAUGCAUUAAAACGCGAGGCGCAAGAUGUGCAAGACUUUCCGGAGUUUCCGGAUCAGAUACGCCUUGACAAUCGGGAAACAGCACAGCCAUCGGGAGGUUGCAAUUGCUGAAAACAAAUCGGCUUGCAUUUAUCACGUCUAA